Molecule: messenger RNA, 1752 nt
Organism: Anthostomella pinea
Lineage: Eukaryota; Fungi; Ascomycota; Sordariomycetes; Xylariales; Xylariaceae
Source: the annotation of a GenBank genome assembly
AUGGCAACGAAUUCCUCAGAAGUCAAUCCCGUCUUCACCCUCAUCAUACAUCACCAGAAUGACACCGCCGCUUUAUCUCCUAUCAUCGCUCCGCCAUGGGUGAACGACCUCGGCUUCCGCGGCACGUCGGGCAUCCUCGUGAGCUGCGUGGGCACCCUCCUGGCAUGUGUUUACACGGCUCUGCACCUCGACAUGCCCGCCCUCGUCGCGCCAGAGAUGGUCCUCUACGUCGCUGCGCAGCAGUUCAUAGAGGCCAGGGCCCUCGUCAAGGAGCUGAACGAGAUACAGCGUAGAUUUACACACAGUACGGACGAGGACUUCACGCUCGAGUACACAUUCUUCGUCCUCAUGGGCGGACUGCAGGUCGACGUAACCCAGCUGCUUUCGGAUAAUGUUCGACGGUACCAGUCAUAUCACGCUCGGAUACUUAUCGACGACUCAAUUCCGGAAAAGCUCAUAUUGUCGCCUCGAGGACUGCUCGAGUUGGCCAAACACGGUCAAUUCAUUCGCGUACCACUGGCUACCAUCGUGGACAAGAGCAAGUCCGACGGUCUCAAGAAGGGUCUUGUUGUGGGCCAGCUGGUCUGGAUGGUAACCCAGUGCAUCACGCGCAAGGUGUACGGGCUUCCGCUGUGUCUGUUAGAGGUUCAUACCGCGGUUCAUGCCUUUUGCGCUCUUUACCUGUAUCUAUUUUGGCUGAAGGUGAGCCACUAUGCCUGGCCUGAACCACAAGCCAUAACACUAGCAGAGGCACAGAAACCACUAGAUAUCAGCGAUCCCGAAGUCAUCAAGCCAGGACCCCUCGAACACCUAUUUGGCUUCAUGGUCCAGGAGCAGUUCUACGACCUCCAGAACACGCAACUCAUGAUUUACCCAGCCUGGACGGCUGCCAGCGCCACGUGGUACCCCAAGACCCUGUCCGCGCAGAUGAGCAAUCCUAACGUCUUCACCUGCCAACUGGACGAGAAGCGCGAGCCCGUGCCCGUGGAAUGGGUAGAUGAAGCAUGGGGACCCGUCACGCUUGAGCCUGGACAGGCACUCAAGUGCGGCAUUGGGUUGCUCCAGCGCGAUCACAGCCCCGACCCCGAUCAGACCUGCGAGAAAUCCGAACCUGAGAAUGCAACAUCCGCAUUGACGCCACCGGCCGCAGGUGGAGACGAACUCGAACCCCAAGAAGUCCUCGUAGCCGACUAUACCGACCAGACACGCUGGAAGGCCAUGCUCGACUUCCUCUUCACCAUGCACGGCGACACCUCCACCGCGCCCUACCUCUUCCACCCGACCCCCGGCCCGCGCUUUCCCGACCGCCACUACCACGACGCCUUCACUCUGCAGACCAGCAACCUGCCGUCCCUUAAGUCCGGCCUGCACACGUGGGACCUCGUCUCGUCCAUGUCCUCACAUCCCCUGCUGCAGGCCCUGUUGCUCACGCUCCCGCCCUUGUACGGCGGCAUCCACCUCGCGGCGUGUAAUUUCACCUUCCCGACCUUCGGGGAGCAGAUAUGCUGGCGGGUGGCGUGUAUGUUGAUAAUCACGGCGAUUCCACUUGUGGUGGUGCUGAAGUGGUGUUGCUUUUGGGGCGAGCAGAUUGUGCUGCGGUGCGGGUUCUGGGCGAAGCUGGGGCCGCGGUUCUUUGUUAGGUCGCAGAAGGCGAUGCGAUAUGCCCCGUUGGGUGCGUAUGCGCUGGCGCGGCUGUUCAUUGUGGCCAAGAGCUUUGCGAGCUUGAGGAGGGUACCGAUUGGGGUGUUUUGA